AUGGCGACAAACCGCUCACUCACUCGCAAUGUCACGUUUUAUAAUCCUACCCAUCCAGAUGUGGCCCUUGGAGGACUGGUCCAGAAUGGGUCCAUAACUGAGGCAAACUUUCUUGACAUUCUUGGAAUCUUGCUUCUCACUGGGGCGAGUCCCAUACGUGUUCAAGAGAGGAUGUCGAGCCACAUCCUAUCCAGAAUAGAGACGCCUCUCCAAACAGGAGUCUACCAUAUUUACUGCGAUGGUAUGUGCUCUAUCCCCCCCACCCACCCGGCGACCAAGUUUCUAAUUCUAAUAGCCGCUAUCCAAGUUAGCGAUGAGCCUUGGACACCCAGGUUGAUUGCUCCUGAAGUCACUGGCAGAGAUAGUAGUUUCCUUAAUAUUGUCUGGAACCGCGACCGGAAAUGUGUUAUUUCCAGAAUUUCAAUUCCCGAAACCUCGAUCCGGUCCAAUAACUGGACCACGUUCGAAGCUACCCAUAUCUUCCCUCCUGAACAUGAACCACUUUGGAUUCAGAACAAUUAUGGACGAUGGAUGGUGCACAAGGAUGACGCUACCGAAUCCUCCAAGAUCGGCUUGCCUCAAAAUGGGUUUCUUCUACGGUCCCAUCUCCGUCAAUUGUUUGAUGCAUACCUUAUUUCUAUUAACCCGGACGACGGUUAUAAGGUUAUCGUGCUCGACCUCGAUAUAGAUGGCUACGAUGGCAGAAUCCUUGAUCCUGCAUGCCGAAACCCAGCUGACCCCUACCGUGUGUCCGAUCAGCUUCUAAGGUGGCAUUUCCGCCAAUCCAUCCUCGCGAAUGUCAGGGGAGCGGGUGAACCGAUCUUCGAGCACGACUUCCCCCCAGGGACUGACAUUGUGGGUGAGAUCCAUGCUGGUCCUUAUACACAAGAGAGAUUCAAGUUGGAGAUAGCCGCUAGGCUGAAA
Molecule: messenger RNA, 924 nt
Organism: Tuber aestivum (summer truffle)
Lineage: Eukaryota; Fungi; Ascomycota; Pezizomycetes; Pezizales; Tuberaceae
Source: the annotation of a GenBank genome assembly